AUGGCGAAAAGUUGUUCGGUGAAGAUGAUCGGAUUCGAGGAGGUGAUGAAUUCUCCUGGAAAAGUGCUUGGAAGAGGAAACUUUGGGACAACUUACAGAGCAGUUUUAGGGACAUGGAAUGGGUUUGUUGUGGCUGCAAAGAUGCUAAGAGAUGAUUGUGUUCAUGAAAAUGAAUUUAGAGAAAGAGUGGAGAGGAUGGGGAAGAUGAUUCAUGAGAAUCUUCUUCCUCUUACAGCUUAUUCUCAUGGAAUGAACAGAUGGCUUCUCUUGUUUGAGUAUAUGCCUAAUGGAAGCGUUUGUGAUCAUUUGCAUGGGAAUGAAGAUGCAGAUAUAAAUCCUCUUCCUCUUAGUUGGGAAGUUCGAAGUAGAAUUGCCUACAAAGUUGCUAGGGCAAUAGAAUACCUUCAUUCUCAAGGCCCUGAUUUUUGUCAUGGUAAUCUUAAGUCGUCUAACAUAUUCCUCACUCGAAUAUACGAGGCUAAGGUCUCGGAGUAUGGUAUAGGUCAUCUUAUCUCCCCAGUGACUAAGGCCUAUCAUAUUUGGGGUUGUUCUGCUCCGGAGAUGAAAAAUGCUCGUGAUAUCUCUCAAAAGACCGAUGUCUAUAGUUUCGGAGUUUUGCUCUUGGAACUAUUGUCCGGUUUGGCUCCACUUUUUGCCCUUAUGAAUAAGAAAGGUGUGGACUUGCCAAAGUGGGUGAGGUCCAUUGUCACUGACAAGCCUAGUUUUGUUGUGUUUGAUCAAAGAUUGCCUAAGAGUAAACUAGUGGAGGAUCAAAUGGUUCAAAUGUUACAACUCGGUAUUUAUUGUACAUUCCAAUCUCCAAACAAGCGGCCAUCGAUGAAAAUCUUGGCGGAAAAGAUCAAAGACAUUUGUCAAUUCACCUCAUGA
Messenger RNA from Impatiens glandulifera, 888 nucleotides. Its product is annotated as probable inactive receptor kinase At1g48480. Gene Ontology annotation, biological process: protein phosphorylation. The record is from RefSeq and is a predicted model, not a curated record. The transcript is spliced from 2 exons. NCBI's taxonomy places the organism in Eukaryota, Viridiplantae, Streptophyta, Magnoliopsida, Ericales, Balsaminaceae. Bases 1 to 888 code for a protein of 295 amino acids. Gene Ontology annotation, molecular function: ATP binding; protein kinase activity.